AUGGAGUCAUGUAGUGUUGCCAGGAUAAUGAGCUUAGGGAAGCUUGCUAUACACCGGACGUAUUUGUGCACCCUAAUCUUCAGAACUUUGCCAAAGAUGCUAGGCUUCACUCCCAGUUUGCUGAAGAGAUUCUGCAAAGCUGAACAUGUUGAGCUACAACUGACCAAGAAGACUACACUGGGCACAUUGCCGGAGCUGCCUCCGGACAUUUUGAUGGGUAUCUUUGCCACCCUUGAGAUCCCUGACCUCGUGCGUGCCGGCUCUAUCUGCUCAUCCUGGCGCUCCGCAUACACAAGCCUACGGAGCCUUGGGCAGUACAAACUCCAGCAGACGCCAUGUCUCCUCGACACCUCCAAAUCCACCAGUGAGAGUGUUGCAUGCCUCUACAGCCUCGCAGAGAAGCGAUUGUACAAGUUAACCCUCCCGGAGCCGCCUAUCCGCACUAGGUGUUUGAUCGGGUCCUCACAUGGCUGGCUGAUAACUGCUGAUGAGAGAUCUGAGAUGCACCUCGUCAAUCCGGUCACAGGUGAACAGAUUGCUCUCCCUUCAGUGAUCACCAUUGAGCAGGUGAGGCCCAUCUUUGAUGAGCAUGGUGCUGUCCACAAGUAUGAACUCUCAUGGCACACUGGAAUGCACGAUGGUUAUAACUUGCCGUCAAUCUUUGAUCUUGACAACCUGCGGCACGAACUCCACUAUAAGGCGUAUGUGUUCUCCGAUGCAUCCACGGAAAGCUUCAUUGUGGUGCUCAUCCACAAUCCAAUGCGUCAGCUCUCUUAUGCAAGGGUAGGGGAUGACAAGUGGACCUGGCUGCCACCUCAUGAUGUCUAUGACGACUGCACUUACAAGAAUGGCCUAUUGUAUGCAGUGACUUCAACUGGAGAAAUUCAUACUUUUGAUCUUAGUGGGCCUGUCGCCAGUAUGAAGAUAAUUAUGGGGGCAUCUGAGAAUGUUUCAGCUGGCAGUGCGUACAUUGUUCAAGCUCCCUGGGGUGAUCUGCUGCUUAUUUGGAGAAUCUUUGGGUAUUAUGAUUUAGAACCUGAACCUGGGGCAUCUGUGUUUUGGCAAACAGGCAGAAUUAAUAUGUAUGAAGUUGACAUGGUGGCAAGUAAACUUAAGGAAAUCAAUUCGUUGCGUGCCCAUGUGUUAUUUCUUGGGCAUAAUCAAUCUCUUUGUCUCAAUGCUGAAGAAUAUCCAGCUCUCAAGGCAAAUCAUGUCUACUUUACUGAUGAUAGUUUUUUCUGGACAACGGGAUUGAAGAAUAAUCACCGUGACAUGGGAGUUCUCAAUUUGGAUGAUAAUAGCAGGGAGGAAAUUAUAUCUCCUCAUCUUUGCUCCAACUUUCCAGCUCCUAUGUGGAUUACGGCUGAUCUUAGAAAGAUGAACUUGGCAUCAGUAGGGGUAGCUUGA
This is a messenger RNA of Triticum turgidum subsp. durum (durum wheat), 1407 nucleotides long. The record is from the annotation of a GenBank genome assembly. Lineage: Eukaryota; Viridiplantae; Streptophyta; Magnoliopsida; Poales; Poaceae.